Messenger RNA from Panthera uncia (snow leopard), 1377 nucleotides. RefSeq names its product relaxin family peptide receptor 3 (gene RXFP3). The record is from RefSeq and is a predicted model, not a curated record. Gene Ontology annotation, molecular function: G protein-coupled receptor activity. The transcript has a single exon. Lineage: Eukaryota; Metazoa; Chordata; Mammalia; Carnivora; Felidae. Gene Ontology annotation, cellular component: membrane. Gene Ontology annotation, biological process: G protein-coupled receptor signaling pathway; immune response. The coding region runs from base 1 to 1377 and encodes 458 amino acids.
AUGAAGAAGGCGGCUGGCGGAGACGAGCUCGCAGAACUCUUCAGUAUGAUCCCGUACCUUCUGCAGGCGGCCAACACCAGCGGCAACGCGUCGCUGCAGCUUCAGGACUUGUGGUGGGAUCUGGGGCUAGAGCUGCCUGACGGCGCGGCGCCGGGGCAUCCCCCGGGCACGGGCGGGACAGAAAGUGCAGACACCGAGGCCCGGGUGCGGGUCCUCAUCAGCGUGGUGUACUGGGUGGUUUGCGCGUUGGGCCUGACCGGCAACCUGCUGGUGCUCUACCUGAUGAAGAGUAAGCAGGGAUGGCGCAAGUCCUCCAUCAACCUCUUCGUCACCAACCUGGCGCUGACAGACUUUCAAUUCGUACUCACCCUGCCCUUCUGGGCGGUGGAAAACGCUCUGGACUUCAAAUGGCCCUUCGGCAAGGCCAUGUGUAAGAUCGUAUCCAUAGUGACAUCCAUGAACAUGUACGCCAGCGUCUUCUUCCUCACCUCCAUGAGCGUGGCGCGCUACCACUCGGUGGCCUCGGCUCUUAAGAGCCACAGGACCCGAGGGCACGGCCGGUGCGACUGCUGCGGCAAAAGCCUGGGGGGCAGCUGCUGCUUUUCAGCCAAAGCACUGUGCGUAUUGAUCUGGGCCUCCGCCGCGCUGGCCUCGUUGCCCAAUGCCAUCUUCUCCACCACUAUCAAGGUGAUGGGCGAGGAGCUGUGCCUGGUGCGCUUCCCAGACAAGUUGCUGGGCGGCGACAGACAGUUCUGGCUGGGCCUCUACCACUUGCAGAAGGUGCUGCUAGGCUUCGUGCUGCCCUUGUGUAUCAUCAGCCUGUGCUAUCUGCUGCUGGUGCGCUUCAUCUCCGAUCGCCGAGUGGCAGGGACCGAAGGAGGAGCCUCGGCUGGCCGGGGCAGCCUGGCCGCAGCCAGCGCCCGGAGACGGUCCAAAGUCACCAAAUCAGUGACCAUCGUGGUCCUAUCAUUCUUCCUGUGUUGGCUGCCCAACCAGGCGCUCACCACCUGGAGCAUCCUCAUCAAGUUCAACGCGGUGCCCUUCAGCCAAGAGUAUUUCCUAUGCCAGGUAUACGCGUUCCCGGUGAGCGUGUGCCUGGCUCAUUCCAACAGCUGUCUCAACCCCAUCCUCUACUGCCUCGUGCGCCGCGAGUUCCGCAAAGCGCUCAAGAGUCUGCUGUGGCGCAUCGCGUCGCCCUCUCUCACCAGCAUGCGCCCUUUCACCGCCACCACCAAGCCAGAGCCCGAAGAUCAGGGGCUGCAGGCCCUGGCACCUCUCCACCCGACCGCGGAGCCUGACCUGGUCUACUACCCGCCUGGCGUGGUGGUCUACAGUGGGGGGCGCUACGAUCUGCUGCCCAGCAGCUCCGCCUACUGA